GUGCCUGGGGCGGGACUUGCCCGGAGGUGGGGAUCUGGGAUCCGGAAACACCUGAGCUAUUCCCGGUCUUAUUUGUUUAGUGCACAAGGGGCGUUUUUUCUUUCUGGAUCUGAUGUCCAGAGUGUGAGGUGUCUUCUCUCCCGGCCUCCUGGAGCAGCGUGGAGGUUGCCGCACUCUGGGCCGCGGCCUGGUGCCCUGUCGUGAGGGCCCCCAUUUCUUCCGACCAUGCCCGCGGCCGCUGCCCCCAUCAUAAGCUCCGUCCAGAAGCUGGUUCUGUACGAGACCAGAGCUAGAUACUUUCUAGUUGGGAGCAAUCAUGCAGAAACAAAAUAUCGUGUUUUGAAGAUUGAUAGAACAGAACCGAAAGAUUUGGUCAUAAUUGAUGAUAGGCAUGUAUAUACUCAGCAAGAAGUGAGAGAACUUCUUGGCCGCUUGGAUCUAGGAAAUAGAACAAAGAUGGGACAGAAAGGAUCCUCUGGGUUAUUUCGAGCUGUUUCAGCUUUUGGUGUUGUAGGUUUUGUGAGGUUUCUAGAAGGCUAUUAUAUUGUGUUAAUAACUAAAAGGAGGAAGAUGGCAGAUAUUGGAGGUCAUGCAAUAUAUAAGGUUGAAGAUACAAAUAUGAUCUAUAUACCCAACGAUUCUGUACGAAUUACUCAUCCUGAUGAAGCCCGGUAUCUACGAAUCUUUCAAAAUGUGGACCUGUCUAGCAAUUUUUACUUUAGUUACAGCUAUGAUUUGUCCCACUCACUUCAAUAUAAUCUCACUGUCUUGCGAAUGCCCCUGGAGAUGUUAAAGUCGGAAACAACCCAGACUCGCCAGGAGAGUUUCGACAUCUUUGAAGAUGAAGGAUUAAUUACACAGGGUGGAAGUGGAGUAUUUGGGAUCUGCAGUGAGCCUUAUAUGAAGUAUGUGUGGAACGGUGAACUUCUGGAUAUAAUUAAGAAUACUGUGCAUCGUGACUGGCUGUUGUAUAUUAUUCAUGGGUUCUGUGGACAGUCAAAGCUGUUGAUCUAUGGACGACCGGUCUAUGUCACUCUAAUAGCUAGAAGAUCCAGUAAGUUUGCCGGGACCCGCUUUCUCAAGAGAGGCGCAAACUGUGAGGGCGAUGUUGCAAAUGAAGUGGAGACUGAACAAAUACUCUGCGAUGCUUCUGUGAUGUCUUUUACUGCAGGAAGUUAUUCUUCUUAUGUACAAGUUAGAGGAUCAGUGCCUUUAUACUGGUCUCAGGACAUUUCAACUAUGAUGCCUAAACCACCUAUUACAUUGGAUCAGGCAGAUCCAUUUGCACAUGUGGCUGCCCUUCACUUUGACCAGAUGCUUCAAAGGUUUGGCUCCCCCAUCAUCAUCUUGAAUUUAGUGAAGGAACGAGAGAAAAGAAAGCAUGAGAGAAUUCUGAGUGAAGAACUUGUAGCUGCUGUGACGUACCUCAACCAGUUUUUGCCUCCUGAGCACACCAUUAUUUAUAUUCCUUGGGAUAUGGCCAAGUACACCAAGAGCAAGCUGUGUAAUGUUCUUGAUCGACUGAAUGUGAUUGCAGAAAGUGUGGUGAAGAAAACUGGGUUCUUUGUAAACCGCCCUGAUUCUUACUGUAGCAUUUUGCGGCCAGAUGAAAAGUGGAAUGAACUAGGAGGAUGUGUGAUUCCCACUGGUCGCCUGCAGACUGGUGUUCUUCGAACCAACUGUGUGGACUGUUUAGACCGCACCAACACGGCACAGUUUAUGGUGGGAAAAUGUGCUUUGGCUUAUCAGCUGUACUCCUUGGGACUGAUCGACAAGCCUAAUCUACAGUUUGAUACAGAUGCAGUUAGGUUAUUUGAGGAACUCUAUGAAGAUCAUGGGGAUACCCUGUCCCUUCAGUAUGGUGGUUCUCAACUUGUUCACCGUGUCAAAACCUACAGAAAGAUAGCACCAUGGACCCAGCACUCAAAAGACAUCAUGCAGACCCUGUCUAGAUAUUACAGCAAUGCUUUUUCAGAUGCUGAUAGACAAGAUUCCAUUAAUCUCUUCCUGGGAGUUUUUCAUCCCACUGAAGGGAAACCUCAUCUCUGGGAACUCCCAACAGAUUUUUACUUGCAUCAUAAAAAUACAAUGAGACUUUUACCAACAAGAAGAAGUUACACUUACUGGUGGACACCAGAGGUAAUAAAACAUUUACCGCUGCCUUAUGAUGAAGUUAUCUGUGCCGCGAACUUAAAGAAGUUGAUAGUGAAGAAAUUCCACAAAUAUGAAGAAGAGAUUGACAUCCACAACGAGUUCUUUCGACCAUACGAACUGAGUAGUUUUGAUGAUACCUUUUGCUUGGCUAUGACAAGUUCAGCACGUGACUUUAUGCCUAAGACCGUUGGCAUUGAUCCAAGUCCAUUUACAGUGCGUAAACCAGAUGAAACAGGAAAAUCAGUAUUGGGGAACAAAAGCAAUAGAGAAGAAGCUGUGUUACAGCGGAAAACAGCAGCCAGUGCCCCGCCACCCCCCAGCGAGGAGGCUGUGUCCAGCAGCUCUGAGGAUGACUCUGGGACCGACCGGGAAGAAGAGGGCUCUGUGUCUCAGCGCUCCACUCCAGUGAAGAUGACCGACACGGGAGACAGUACCAAAGUGACUGAGAAUGUGGUCCAGCCCAUGAAAGAAGUAUAUGGAAUUAACCUCUCAGAUGGUCUCUCAGAAGAAGAUCUCUCCAUUUAUUCAAGAUUUGUUCAGCUGGGUCAGAGUCAACAUAAACAAGACAAGAGCAGCCAGCAACUCUGUUCCAGGUGCCCAGAUGGAGUUAUAAAACUCAUUUGAAUGGGUAUUUCCUGGAAAUAAGAAGAACAUUCUCCAACAAAAUCACAAUGCAAUCUAGUAAAAUCAGGAAAUCAACAUCAGUGCAUUGCUACCAACGAAUCCUCUAACCUCAUUCAGGUUUUUGCCAUUUGUCCCAAUAAUGUCCUUAAUCACAAAAGGGUCUAGUUUAGUGCCGCCCGUUGUAUUUAGUUGUCACUUUAAUCUCUCCUGCUCUGGAACAGUUCCCUAUUCUUCCUUGAUUUUCAUCUCCUUGCCCAUGGAUUUGGGUCUGUUAUGAUGAUCUUCAGAUUAUGAGCCUUCAGCAGUGUGGUAGCCAGCCUUCAAAUUGGGCCCCACCUCCUGUUAUUCCCACCCUCGUGCAGUCUCCUCCCACGUGAUACCACAAUUGAUCUUUGUGACCCAGAGCAUAUAGUAGAAGUGAUUAAAUUAUGAAGUGAUCCUGUUGGAUCACUUGCUCUGUGGGAAGCCAGCUUCCAUGUCAUGAGCAGUUCUAUGGAUAGGCCAGCAUGUCAACUGAAGCACCUAGCCAACAGCCAGUGAGAAACUGAGGACUGCCAACAAUGUUGAAUGAGCUUAGAAGUGGAUUCUCCAGCCCUAGUUAAACCUUGGGUUGACUGUCAUCUUGGAUGACUACUUCACUUCAAUCUUGUUCAAGACCUUAAACCAGAAUCACCUAAUUAAGCCACUCCCAGAUCCCUGACCCCCAGAAACUGUGACAUAGUACAUGUUUGUUGGCUUAAGGUACAAAAUGAAUAUACACAGGAAGAUCACAGAAGUGAUGGUGGGUUCUUUCCAUUGCAUCCUAACAGAUGGCACACAAUUUCAAUUUGUCCCAUUACUGAUGAUCUUUAUUUCCAUCCCUUGGUUAAAAGAGGUAUCUUUUGGACUUCUCCCCUGUGAAGUUGCUCUUUUUCCUUUUAAUUGAUGAAUAUAUUUGUGGAAGAUACUUUCAAACUAUGUAACUUCCCAUUCUUUAUCAAACUUACAAUACAACUUUUUCAGUUAUUUCUCUCAGUGUGAGAUUGCAGCUUCCUAGUUUAUUCAUUGGGGAAUAAUCUGUUACACUCAUUAUUUAUUUUGAUGCUCAAGUUGUCCCAAAUUUCACCUGAGUCCCUUCAUCCUGGCUCCUGUGUUCUUUUGACAUGUCCUCAUCAUUCUUUGAACACUUCCCUUGAUUCUGGGCACAAAAUGUUCUAAGCUCAUCAUGUUCUUUGCCUGCCCCAGCCCUGAAAGCAGUCAUUUCUCCAAGGAUCCCUGGUUCUUUUUAGUGGAAAAUGGUAUUAAAGCCAAGGUCUGGGCACUAGGUGUGUCUGUUGCUGGUGGGGGUGUUGCUGCUCCCAGGCCCACUUAAAAGACAUGCACACAUUUACCUAUGUAUCUAUGUAAAUAUGUAUAGAUAGACAUAUAUGUAUAAAUACAGACUGCACAAAUAUACAUAUGUGCAUAUAUAAGCAUAUAGUACAUAUGUUUUUAUGUAUUACUUAAUCCAAAUGCAUAUAUUUGUAAAUAUAGUAAAUAUAAAUAUACAUAUAUUUAAAUCUGUAAGUUCAUACUGAUAUCUCUAAUUGUAGGGUAUCCAGGGUUUCUACCUUUCUUCUCCCUUUCCAUGUUAGUGACUUCUUUCUUCAGUAGUGAGAAACUUUGCUUUUGUUACCUUUAUUAUAUUUAUUUGAUUAAUCCCCUGAUAUCAGCCUUCCAUCACCAUUGCAUUGCACCCCUCUCCCCACAUGGACGCCCUCUAUUCAGGCUCUGACUUCCAUCGCAGAAGCACCCACCUUCAUGAAUACCCUCCUCAUCCCCUUGGGCCCCAGGCCACCCCUCCACGUGGAUACCCACACCUGCCUCUCCCUGCCCAGGCCCUGACAUACUACCUCAGGCUGCCCCUGCACAUGGAUGCCCUCCUCACCCACUCAGGCCUUAAUUUCCUUCUGUCUGUCCUCUGUAGGGAUUUACCCUGCUUGGGCUCUGAUUACCCUCUCCAAGCUGUCCCUCCCAGUGUGGGUGCCCUCUUUAUGCCGCUUGGGUUCAGACACCCCCCAGGCUGUUACAGGCUGCCUCUUCUUGCUCUGCCCCCUCUAAUGUCUUUAAGGCUGACUUGUUCAACAGGGGAGAAAGGGGAAGAGCAAGGGGGCUUUAUGAUUUUAUAAAAGAUGUCAGCUGAAAGGGCCAUUCUGUUCUCCCACAGCUGAAUUGUGAAUUUCUUCUGUAGUAGUGGGUUCUAAAUUUCUGACGACACCAGAAUAUUUUGGGAAACUUGUUGAAAUACAAAUCCCCAAGAAAACAAAAGACAACAAUAAAAACAGAGAGCAACCAAAAUGUCCCUAGAAAAUGGUUAAAUGACUAUAGGGAGGCAUUGGACUUUUAGUUACUCUUUAAAUUUUCUACAUACAUACUUCUAUUUACAUUAAUAAUACUAACAGACUAUGGGCCAUGCUUUAUAAUUUUGUAUAUUAAAAACAUAAUUAGCACUAUUAUUAUCUUUUAAAAGAUAAAAAUUUCAGAAUUUAAGACCCUGUUGGUAGAGAUUCUGAGUCAGUACAACUGGGCUAUGGCCUGAAAAUCUAUACUUUAUGUAAAGUUCUCCAUUUGAAUGUAGUGAUCAGCCAGGUUGGGGAGCCCCUGCUCCAGAGGAGUUCUCUCAGGAGCUGUCUAAAUAUCCACUGGGCAGGUGCACCCAACACUCUGUCACAGAUGAAUAUUGACAGAGAUGAAGCCAUAAGCCUGAGUCUUUCUAAAAACUCAGGACUGUUAGGUUUUCUUUUGAAGACUCAUGAUCCUACUGAUACCUCCUUCCAAAACAACUCUGAAAAGAUGUAGGUUAAGUAUUCUUCAAAACUAUCAAGGUCUGGGGUGCCUGGGUGUCUCAGGUUAAGUGUCCAACUCUUGACUUUGGUUCAGGUCAUGAUCUCAGGAUUUGUGAGAUCAAACCCCACCUCUGUGCUGAUAGCACGGACCCUGCUUAGGAUUCUCUCCCUCUCCCUCUGCCCCUCCCUCUCUCUCUUUAUCUCUCUCAAAAUAAACUUAAAAAAUUAAAAACUCUUAAGGUCAUCAAAGACAAGGAAAAUCAACUGUCACUGCCACGAAGAACCUAAGGUAGCAUGACACCUAAAUGUAAUGUAUCUUGAAAGGGACCCUAGAAUAGAAAAAAGACAUCAAGUAGAAACUAAGUAUGGACUUUUAGUUAAUAAUAAUGUGUCAAGAUCAGUUCAUUAAUUGCAAUAGAUGUACCAUACUAAUGGAAGAUGUUAAUAGUAGGGGAAACUGGGUGUGGCUAUGUUGGAACUCUUUGUAUUCUGCACAAUCAUUGUACAAAUUUGAAGAGGUUCUAAAAUUAAAAUUUUAUUAGA
Molecule: messenger RNA, 6125 nt
Organism: Felis catus (domestic cat)
Lineage: Eukaryota; Metazoa; Chordata; Mammalia; Carnivora; Felidae
Gene: FIG4
Product: FIG4 phosphoinositide 5-phosphatase
Exons: 23
Coding region: 226-2778 (850 amino acids)
Biological process (GO): phosphatidylinositol dephosphorylation
Cellular component (GO): intracellular membrane-bounded organelle
Molecular function (GO): phosphatidylinositol-3,5-bisphosphate 5-phosphatase activity
Source: RefSeq, a predicted model, not a curated record